AUGAAAUUUUAUAACUUGAAUAGUUUUGGCAAAUUUAUUCCAACUCACAAUCUCCAUUCGAUGAGCUCGGCUUUCUGCAAAGCUCCUGUUCGAACAUGGAUGAGUACUGCUGGCAUUGAGAAAUCACACUGCGCAAUCGUAUUUCCUGGCCAAGGGGCACAAUAUGUUGGAAUGGGGAAAGAUCUGUAUGCUACUUUCGCAUCUGCACGCAAAGUGUUCGAUGAAGCGGAUGAUGCUUUGGGUGGUGGCCUUAAAAAGCUAGCUUUUGAGGGACAGCAGGAAAAGCUAAAGUUAACUGAGAAUGCCCAACCAGCUAUCUUGACUACAUCAAUGGCUAUUCUACGUGUGUUAGAGGAGGAAUUUGGCUUCGAUAUUGGUUCGGCUUGUUCCUAUGCACUAGGACAUUCGCUUGGUGAAUACUCAGCAUUAGUCGCGACGAAAUCGCUGUCUUUAUAUGAUGCAGUCAAGCUUGUCAGGUUACGUGGAGAAUCUAUUGCAAAGGCAGUUGCACAACAUAAAGUUAGUACAGCCAUAUCAGCCCUUGUAGUAAGUGGAAACAAUCUAGAUAAACUUGAGGAAUUAAUGGAAGAAAUACGCGCCAACUUACCUGAAGGCGAGUUGGUAGAAUUGGCCAAUAUUAAUAGCUCUUUUCAGGUAGUGAUCAGCGGAACGACCCGUGGAGUUGAUGAUGCAUCACGCAUUUUGCAAUCGAAGCAAAUAGCUGCGCGUGCUGUUGACCUUCCUGUAUCAGCUCCAUUUCACUGUGUCCUUAUGCAGCCAGCCGCUGAUCUAAUGGCGGACGCUCUUAGGGAAACCAAAUUCGGACAACCAAUUGUCCCGAUAAUAUCCAACGUCACGGCCAAACCAAUAACUUCCACCGCCGAGAUACCUUCGUUAUUGGUUCAGCAAAUUACUGCGACUGUUCAAUGGCAGAAAAGUAUUAAAUAUUGUAAAGAACGUGACAUAGACAGCUUUAUUGCUUUUGGUCCCGGGAAGGUAUUGGCAAAUCUUCUCAGGAAAGAAUAUCCUAUGGAUCACGUUCGGUAA
Messenger RNA from Paraglomus brasilianum, 1047 nucleotides. Lineage: Eukaryota; Fungi; Glomeromycota; Glomeromycetes; Paraglomerales; Paraglomeraceae. The record is from the annotation of a GenBank genome assembly.